AUAACAACUCAUGUCUGACGCCGUUGAUUCCGAUACCGCCAUCCUCUGUUGCAUAUCUCUUGUCCAUCCGAUCUCCUUCCCUGCAUACACCCGUGGGAUCCACCUACAAAAAUACAAUAUGAUAUCAGAUCUUGCUUAAAUUUAAUCUUUCAUAAAUACAUCCAUCUACUUGUUAUUCUUGUUCUACACUGCUAUAAUUGCACUGCACUCCCACACUCCUGCCCAUUGGCCAUUGCUACUCUUUUCUUGAUCUCUAAAGUUGGGUCACAAACCAAAAGAAAAACCAAAUAAAGCUAAAGUUUCCAUCUUUCUUUUCUUUUCUUUUCUUUUUUUCCCUAGGAAUUUCAUUAUUAAAACUGGUUCCUUUUCUGGGUUGACAGUAGCAGUGUAACAGUAGCAGUAGCAGAAGAAGUCACAAUUGACAGAUUCCACUGUUAUUCUCUUUCAUUUCUUUGAUGCUUUUGGCAGAAAAUGGCCCACAAAACAUCUGGUGACAGUAGGACAAGGAGUUCUAUAUCAAUAUUUAUCGUAGUUGGUCUCUGUGGAUUCUUUUAUCUAUUGGGGGCAUGGCAGAGAAGUGGAUUCGGGAAGGGAGAUAGUAUUGCUAUGGAGAUUACUAAAAGUGGGACAGAUUGUGCAGUUCUCUCGAACUUGAAUUUUGAGACUCAUCAUGGCGGGGAGAUUAAGACUGGCGAUUCUGAAAUUAACACUAAGAUGAUUGAGCCGUGCAAGGCUACGUAUACGGAUUACACUCCGUGUCAAGAUCAACGGCGUGCAAUGAUGUUCCCUAGAGAGAACAUGAUUUACAGAGAAAGACACUGCCCUACUGAAGAAGAGAAGCUACAUUGCCUUAUCCCUGCUCCAAAGGGAUAUGUAACUCCAUUUUCCUGGCCUAAGAGCCGUGAUUAUGUUCCGUAUGCUAAUGCACCUUACAAAGCUUUGACAGUUGAGAAGGCCAUUCAAAACUGGAUUCAAUAUGAAGGAAAUGUCUUUAAGUUUCCUGGUGGUGGGACGCAGUUCCCUCAGGGAGCAGAUAACUAUAUUGAUCAACUAGCUUCGGUCAUUCCGAUGAAGAAUGGGACAGUUAGGACAGCUCUAGAUACGGGGUGUGGGGUUGCUAGUUGGGGGGCAUACCUUUGGAGCAGAAAUGUCAUUGCAAUGUCAUUUGCACCUAGAGAUUCUCAUGAGGCUCAAGUUCAAUUUGCCCUUGAACGGGGCGUACCUGCUGUUAUAGGUGUUCUUGGAACAAUAAAAAUGCCUUAUCCAUCAAAUGCUUUUGACAUGGCCCAUUGUUCUCGGUGCUUGAUUCCAUGGGGUGGAAAUGGUGGGAUUUAUAUGAUGGAAGUUGAUCGUGUUCUACGACCGGGUGGUUACUGGGUUCUUGCGGGUCCCCCUAUCAACUGGAAGAACAAUUACAAAUCAUGGCAACGUUCUAAGGAGGAUUUGAAGAGAGAACAAGAUAAUAUUGAAAAGACUGCUAAACUUCUUUGCUGGGAAAAGAGGCACGAGAAGGGUGAAAUUGCCGUUUGGCAAAAGAGUCGAAAUGCCAAUUCGUGUCGUAGGAGACAAGCUGACUCUCAGGCUACCAUUUGCAAAUCCACUAAUCCUAAUGACGUUUGGUACAAGAAAAUGGAGACUUGUAUCACACCAUUCCCUAGUGAUGGUGCUGGUGAGCAGGUCAAGCCAUUCCCCGAGAGGUUAUAUGCGGUGCCUCCCAGAAUUGCUAGCAGAUCUAUUCUUGGAGUUUCAGUUGAUGCAUACUUGAAGGACAAUAGUUUGUGGAAAAAGCAUGUCAAGGCUUACAAAAAAAUCAAUAGCCUACUUGAUACUGGUAGAUACCGGAACAUCAUGGACAUGAAUGCUGGGUUAGGAGGCUUUGCUGCUGCAAUCCAUUCUUCCAAACUGUGGGUCAUGAAUGUCAUGCCUACAAUCGCCGAAAAGGAUACUUUGGGUGUUGUAUUUGAGCGAGGGCUGAUCGGCAUCUAUCAUGACUGGUGUGAAGGUUUCUCUACAUACCCAAGAACUUAUGACUUCAUUCACGCCAAUCGUGUCUUCAGUCUGUACAAGGGCAAAUGCAACUUUGAAGACAUUCUUAUAGAGAUGGACCGUAUUUUGCGCCCUGAAGGAGCAGUAAUUAUUCGGGAUGAAGUGGACGUGUUGGUCAAGGUGAAAAAGAUAGUAGCUGGUAUGAGGUGGGACACAAGGAUGGUAGAUCACGAGGACGGUCCCUUGGUUUCCGAAAAGAUACUGGUUGCCGUUAAGCAGUACUGGACUGUCGAUGGAGGUAACAGCACAUCUACCCAGUGACAAAGCUGAAACAAAACCUGCGAGUUACCACUGAGUUUCUGAUAAUAUCACACGUUCUAAAAGUAAAAUCACAGCUACUGUUACUGAAAGUGAGCGCUUCUUGUCAUCGGUUCCUUCAGCCAAUGAUAUUCUCGAUAGCUUCCUAGGUUUGUCUGCUUCGACUUAUGGCUACCCGUCAUAGUAAUUAAUUUUAAGCGAUAGAUAUAUAGUCUCCUUUUGCUGGGCGAAAGAGAGUGAUUAGCAUGAACUAUAUUUACUGUCACAGUUCGAUCACACUUCUCGAGUCUGUACUCCCCUCAAUUUUUUUGAUUCUGUGUACUGCUAAUUUAUUUGUCAAUUUCUGUAUGUUAACAGUGUCCAAUCUCCAUGAGCAUACAAAUUUCUAGUAGUAGUAUUUCUAGUAGUAGUAUAGUAGUCUAGUAGAUGUAUCUGAUGGAGAAUUUAUUUGUUGUUUCAAGUUUCAACCCAUACAACUGUAGAAAGAAUUGAAAGGAAAAAGAUAGAUGUAAAGGAAGAGAAUUGCUGAACAAUCUAAAAAUAAUUGAAAGGAAAAAAGGUACUUGGUGAAGGGAGAUAAUUGCUUAACAUAACAUCAUUUGGCUACUACUCGAAAUUUGAGAAAUUACAUUGUUUGGUAAUCGGCUUUUUGGUCAUGUUGGGUGAUAUUUUCGGAAUGUUUGGCAAUUAGUUUUUUU
Messenger RNA from Amaranthus tricolor (Joseph's coat), 3002 nucleotides. Its product is annotated as probable methyltransferase PMT2. The transcript is spliced from 7 exons. Gene Ontology annotation, cellular component: trans-Golgi network; endosome; cytoplasm. Gene Ontology annotation, molecular function: methyltransferase activity. NCBI's taxonomy places the organism in Eukaryota, Viridiplantae, Streptophyta, Magnoliopsida, Caryophyllales, Amaranthaceae. Bases 472 to 2307 code for a protein of 611 amino acids. The record is from RefSeq and is a predicted model, not a curated record.